Messenger RNA from Botrytis byssoidea, 1518 nucleotides. RefSeq lists its product as uncharacterized. Bases 1 to 1518 code for a protein of 505 amino acids. Lineage: Eukaryota; Fungi; Ascomycota; Leotiomycetes; Helotiales; Sclerotiniaceae. Gene Ontology annotation, molecular function: monooxygenase activity; oxidoreductase activity, acting on paired donors, with incorporation or reduction of molecular oxygen; iron ion binding. The record is from RefSeq and is a predicted model, not a curated record. The transcript has 3 exons.
AUGGCCGUUAUCGAUUUUCUUCUCACGCCUUAUACGAUUCCAAUCGCAUUGGUGCUCUUCUUUGCUGUUCCAUAUUUCACAUCCAACACAGCUAUCAGAGAUGUCCCCGGACCCUUCGCAGCGAAAUUCACAAGAUUAUGGCUACUGCUACAAGCUCGAUUGGGCUAUCGAUAUCUGAGUGUUCACGAUGCGCAUGCCAAAUAUGGAAAGAUGGUUAGGAUCCAACCGGAUCAUGUUAGUAUCGCAGACGAUGCUGCUAUCCAGCAAGUUUAUGGUCAUGGUAACGGGUUCUUGAAGUCAGAUUACUAUGAUGCUUUUGUCUCUAUUCAGAGAGGUCUAUUCAAUACUCGAGAUCGUGUCGAACAUACGAGAAAGCGCAAGACCAUUUCGCAUACUUUUUCCACGAAGAGUAUUGGCCAAUUCGAACAAUAUAUGCAUGGAAAUUUGGAUUUGUUUGUGAAUCGAUGGGAUGCACUGUCAGAUAAUGCUCAUGGCCAAUUCGCAAAAAUUGACUGUCUUCACUGGUUCAACUAUCUCGCUUUCGAUAUUAUUGGCGACCUUGCAUUUGGAGCUCCAUUCGGCAUGCUUGAAAAAGGAAAGGAUAUCACGGAAAUCAGAAAAACACCUGAUGCGCCAAUCACUUACGCCCCAGCUGUCGAGGUUCUUAAUCGUCGAGGUGAAGUUUCCGGUACACUUGGUUGUUUACCACAACUUAAACCAUACGCCAAAUACCUUCCAGAUCCUUUCUUUAGUCAAGGUCUUGCUGCAGUAGAAAACUUGGCUGGUAUUGCUGUUGCUCGUGUGAGCCAACGUCUUGAUCGUGAGAAGGAAGAUGGUCGCGUUGACUUACUCGCAAGACUUAUGGAAGGAAGAGACGAUACAGGUGCCAAACUUUGCCGGGCAGAAUUAACAGCAGAGGCGCUCACUCAGCUUAUCGCUGGCUCAGACACUACAUCCAACACAUCCUGUGCAAUUCUCUAUUGGAUUUGCAAAACUCCAGGUGUUCUUCAAAAGCUCCAAAAGGAGUUAGACGAUGCUAUUCCUGCAGGCGUCGAUGUUCCCACUUUCGACAUGGUAAAGGAUUUGAAAUACAUGAAUAGUGUCAUCCAGGAGACACUCCGCAUUCACUCUACCUCUUCUCUUGGUCUCCCACGUAUCGUCCCACCUGGAGGAGCGGAAGUAUGUGGAAAAUUCUUCCCCGGAUAUACUGUCCUUUCCGUACCAGCGUACACAAUUCAUCACUCUAAAGAGAUUUGGGGAAGUGAUGCAGAUGAAUUUGUACCAGACAGAUGGUACAAUUUGACGGAGAGACAGAAGAACGCUUUCAUUCCUUUCAGUUAUGGACCAAGAAGUUGUGUAGGAAGAAAUGUGGCGGAAAUGGAAUUGGCACUUAUUGUCGCGACGACAUUCAGGAGAUAUGAAUUUGAUCUGUAUCAGGAUGUAUUGGAGACCAGAGAGGGAUUUUUGAGAAAACCGCUGGAGUGCAUGGUGGGGAUUAAGAAGAGGGCAAAUAUUUGA